GCGAUCAUCAUACUGUUCUGCAGGACAUCAUCUCCCCCAAACCAGUCACUCUUUUAACCUUGGUUCCUGCUCCACUCCUUUUGGUCUCUUUCUAAAAUGCACGCAGCACGUAUUCAUCUUGUCCUACUCGGCCUUCUCCCAAGCCUGGGCCUGAACCUUGUUUCGGCCAGCAGUUUGAGAUCCGUCAUCGCCCGCGAUGUCACUUGUUACUUUGACAUCCAGGCAGAGGCCGGUGAGACCUGCGAUAACAUGUCCGCCUCCUGGGGCAUUUCGGUCCAGGAGUUCACCAAGCUCAACCCAGGCGUGACCUGUCCCAACCUUCAGGCCGGUAAGUCGUACUGCGUCGUCGGCGAGUACACGGACGACGGCGGCCAGACUACUCCCCCUCCUUCGCCUACGCCUAUACCUACGAUCACGUCCACCAAACCAACAACGCCUCCUACCACUCCACCCACCACCAUGCGGACUUCUACCAUCUCCAGCACGGCCCCCAACCCCAGUAACUCCCCCGCCAUGCCUGGUAUCGUAGAAAACUGUGACCGUUUCUACAUGAUCCAGUCCGGCGACGGUUGUGAUUCCAUCGCCCAGAAGAACGACAUCACCCCUGCUCAGUUCAAGUCCUGGAACACCGAGAUCAACGCCUCCUGCUCCAACCUUUGGCUUGAUUACUAUGUCUGUGUCCACGUUCCGGGCGCUACUACCCCGCCUACCACCACCACCACCGGUCCCUCUCCCAGCAACUCUCCCCUCAUGCCUGGUGUCGUAGGAAACUGUAAUCGCUUCUACAAGAUUCAGUCUGGUGAUGGUUGCGAUUCUAUUGCCCAGAAGAACGGCAUCACCCCUGCCCAGCUGAAGUCCUGGAACACCGAGAUCGACGCUUCCUGCUCCAACCUCUGGCUUGACUACUACAUCUGCACUGGUGUCCCUGGAGCCGCGACCACCACCACCUCUCCACCCUCGCCCAGCAAUUCCCCUGCCCUGCCCGGCAUCGUGUCUGACUGCAACAAGUGGCACAAGAUCAAAUCAGGCGAUACCUGUGACAAUAUUGCCGCCAAGAACACCAUCACUGUCGCUCAAUUCCGUAGCUUCAACACCCAGAUUAACUCCAGCUGCAACAACCUCUGGAUCGACUACUUUGCUUGCGUUGGAACCCCCACCGCCGCCACGCCCAUGCCUGGCAUAGCCUCUGGCUGCACCCGCUACUACCAGAUUAUCUCCGGCGACUCGUGUGAUGCGAUCGCCUCCAAGGCCGGCAUCACCGUCGCCAACUUCCGCAAGUGGAACACGUCUAUCAACGCUGGCUGCACAAACCUGUGGCUCGACGCUCUGGUCUGCACCGAGGCGUAGUCGGAGCCCUCUCUUCUAGUUGUAAAGAAAAAACAGGAAGGUAAAUCUGUAAUGUUAAAUUAGUAAUUUGGGAGUGAGAAUCAUUUAUCAGAUCUAUUAAGUUAGCUGUUACAGGCUCUGCAUCACUCAUAGUUCUGACGGCCG
Messenger RNA from Didymella exigua CBS 183.55, 1491 nucleotides. RefSeq names its product carbohydrate-binding module family 50 protein. The coding region runs from base 97 to 1347 and encodes 416 amino acids. The record is from RefSeq and is a predicted model, not a curated record. Lineage: Eukaryota; Fungi; Ascomycota; Dothideomycetes; Pleosporales; Didymellaceae. The transcript has 2 exons.